Molecule: messenger RNA, 960 nt
Organism: Endocarpon pusillum Z07020
Lineage: Eukaryota; Fungi; Ascomycota; Eurotiomycetes; Verrucariales; Verrucariaceae
Exons: 1
Coding region: 1-960 (319 amino acids)
Source: RefSeq, a predicted model, not a curated record
AUGGGCGACUCCUAUAAACCGAACAUGGAAGACCUAGCGAAGGAUGUAUUCUCAACUCGAUCGAUCACGGACUUAUGCGUAGUGAUGCAGUUCGAUAGACCUGCUCGUCCCCCAAAGUACGGCACCAAAGGACACUUGGUCAACUUUAUCAACCUUGCCGAAGCCGAGAAAGGUAAGGAGGGAGUAAAGCGAACGGUAGAGUUUCGUCAUCACGAGAGCACGGUAGACCCCAACGCCAUCAAGAUGUGGGUCAAGCUUUUGCUGAGGAUCUGCCACGCCGCAGAACGUAAUGCGAAGACCGAACACCAGGCUAAGGAUCCAAGUAAGUCCUCGAAGGUUGUUUCCCCAGCAGAGAAGGAACGUCGCAAGUACAAGGCACGGCCGUCCAACCUGGACCACCUUCAUACAAUCGAUGAUUUGUUUGAACUCAUUGGUUUGGAAGAGAACGGAUCGCUUGACGCAAGAGAUAAAGAGCUUCGGGUAUACUGGCAACACAGAUACAAUCAAUAUCACGACGCUAACGAGGGUUUGCAGCCGUCACCAGACUUUCCCGACUCGCCUAUCAUAGCCGGCGCGACGGAGCAAGCAACAGGCAGUGGGGGUAAUGCUCCUCCACGAUUGCAGGCAACAGGAAGCGGCGCCAAAUCUCCUGCCCAGCGUGCUGCAUUCCAAAGAGAAGUCCCUGACACUCCUGCUUUCACAGAAUAUAGGGAGCGCAAAUCUCCGCCCAGUGAUGAGAAUGCUGGAAGCAGUAAUGGCAAUGAUGUCGUCACUGGAAGUGGUCCAGGCAAUAGAGCCCAUCAUCGACGGAGGGAUAAUAGUUCUCGAUUGCUUCGUAGGCUGCACCAUGGCCCUUCGAUGCAAAAGAAGGCAGAAUCAGCCAGAAAGAUGAAUCACAAAACAAUUACCGGGAACGCAGCUCCAAUGUCUAGGGAACUCAGGUCUGGUAGGAAGUAUUAG